AUGGGAAGGAAGGUCGGCAGCCGGGAAAUGCGGGGAAACAACGGCCUACGAGACAAGAGAGAGCGGAGGAGAAUUCAUGGAAACGAUACAUACGACGUAUUUGCGGAGAGGUUGAAAGAAAACGAAAGGCAACACGUGGUGGUGUUUUUCCCGCAGGCGCCGUCUGAGACGACGACGUCUUCCAAAUCUUUGGAUGAGAAAUGA
Messenger RNA from Caenorhabditis auriculariae, 204 nucleotides. NCBI's taxonomy places the organism in Eukaryota, Metazoa, Nematoda, Chromadorea, Rhabditida, Rhabditidae. The record is from the annotation of a GenBank genome assembly.